AUGCUGGCUAUGAGGGAUUGGGAGACUUACUGGCAGCAGCUGUGGAAAAGGACUCCGAUGCCAUGGGAGGCGGCGACUGGGAAGAUGGUCGUGAACAUGGGGGUGGCCGCUCUGGGAGUUAUGAACCCGUUUGCCGGUGUGGUCGCUGGUGUGGCUGCCGGAUUCCUCUUCACGGCAAUGGGCUGGGAGGAAGAGCAACCCUCCACAGAGGAGGUUGUAAGCGACAUGCUCCAAGAGUUUGCACAGGAGAUGCGGGAGGAGGUUCAAAACAUGAUCGCCCAACAAAGCGUGAGCGAGAGGAUGAUACACAUCAGGAACCAAAUGAAGUCAACGAUUUCAGACCACGCGCACAACAGCCCCUACCUUGCCAGGCCAUCACAAAAAGACCGGGACAAAUACCACACCUGGUUGUUCGGGCAGCUCACCAGGCUCUAUCAUUUAGCUAUCACGGCCCUGGGAGACUGCCACGUCAACACACUGGAUUCUCCAAACCCGACCUGUAAUGACUGGCUUCACUGGGGAGGCCCAGAAAUCUCCAUCAAGUACAUGAGCAUGCACUGGGCCUUUGUAGCCGAGUACGUGCGCCACUUCCCCGAUGAUGCCGCGAUGCAAGUGCCCAGGGGCAUGCACUACUACAGGGAGAAUCACGUGCUGAAGAUGGUUCAAGCUUACAAGCAACGGCGCGAUCGCUUCGAGGAGACCCCGGCAGGCUAUCAUAACCGCCGCCGGGCCGUAUGCAGGGUCACCUUCUUUGACCAUUGGGCAGGUGAAGAAUGGAAAGUUGAGGAGGAGUGCUGCGGCGGUAGCAAUGUCCCCAGACGAGGUUGGGUGGAAAGUGAGGAAAUUCCCGGAGGCUGCGACAGCCCCGAUGCCAUUAAAUCGAGGCCAUCGUACACUUGGCGGAAGCAGCAGUUUAACAAUCUGAAGUACAGCGUGCAGGCGAAGCUGGCCAAGCUAGAGCAGCAGGCGACGCUGGCCUACCGCAGGCAAUAUGUGGACUGCCGCUUCAACGGAGCAAAGCCCAUCAUCCACUACGUCUCCACCUGCACUGAGUGCGGCGGCUCUUGGUGCAAUUCCGCAGACUUCAGGGAGGACAAUGCCUGCGUUGAGCGCAAGUUUACCGUUGGCAGCGCUCUCAGCGCCUGGGGUUGCAGCAGGCUCGCUAAGAGGCUCUCUGACAACGCACAAGUUGCAAAUGACAUCGUCAGAGACUCUUAUAGCGGCAAGAUUUAUGUGACGGAAAAGUGUCACCGAAGUAAGGGUCUCAUCCACCCGGUCACGGACUGCACUCAGUGUGGCCCAGACUGGUGCGCUCAAUCGGCCUUUACCUACGAUGCUGUGACGACAGACAUCUUCUGCGACUACCAGGUGGGCGUGCCUUUGAGCGACUACGGCUGUGACCGGCUGCCCAGCUCCCCCACGGUCAUGCACGUCUCACAGGAGGCUGGUGGUCCUGGAGGUGUCUAUGUGCUUUCAAGCAGCUCCUCGAGUGUUGAUUCGCAGAUUGGCGCGUGCAUGCAGAAAUGCAAGUCCUUGGGCUACUGCUGCAACGAGCUAUCUCAUGACGUUCCGAAGGGCAGCUUUGGAUAUUUCUCUUGUGCUCAAGCUUGCGCCAUGCGUGCUCGCGGUGCGACGGAAGCCACAUGCCAUGAGAGGUGUGAGCUCCGACCUCCUUCAUGGCCAUAUAACUGCACCUAUGACUUGGACGGGACUUCCUAUCCCGUGUGUUGGAGCUGUGGAGACAAGACAAGUGACCCGAAGUGCAACUUUGGCGUCGCCGAUGCAACGGCGUGCCAGGCUGGCUGUGCGAUGGAUCCGAUCAGCCUA
Messenger RNA from Symbiodinium necroappetens, 1827 nucleotides. Lineage: Eukaryota; Dinophyceae; Suessiales; Symbiodiniaceae. The record is from the annotation of a GenBank genome assembly.